This is a messenger RNA of Suillus clintonianus, 1065 nucleotides long. RefSeq lists its product as uncharacterized. NCBI's taxonomy places the organism in Eukaryota, Fungi, Basidiomycota, Agaricomycetes, Boletales, Suillaceae. The record is from RefSeq and is a predicted model, not a curated record. The coding region runs from base 1 to 1065 and encodes 354 amino acids. The transcript has 5 exons.
AUGACGGAUCAUCGAGCGCUCGUUGAAGCGCUUUUGAUGAAAUUAUUGCUCGGCCAAGAGCUCAUUGAUACGAAGUUCCACCUAUUUUCAGGCCGCUCAGCACAUCAGCGUAGAGUCACCCGACUCCAAGCCCUAUCCGCCAACGAUGUUGUUCUAACAGCGCGCUGUAAUUUUUUUGCCGAAAUAUCGUCCAGAGCGGGAUCACCUGACACCACGUUUGUUGACUUCGACGGUAGCUCAGCAUUCGAGGAUGGCAUAGCGCUUGAUGACUAUGGAUACGCAUCUGACAGCGAUCUUGAUGAUGAAGAAGAGGAAAAAGCUGGUCAGAUGCCCCUCAGCGAAGACACUGCCGUCCUCAGCGAAUCAGACGAUGACGACGAUGACGACGACGACAUACUGAUUGUUGCGGAUAUUAGGUCUGAAAUAGACACCAUAGCUAGUCUACCACAAGCAGCGACGUCUACUGCCUCUGCCCCGAUUCAUCAUAAAUCACAAGUUAUCAACUGCCGGAACAUACUGGUGCGAGACACAGCAUUCAGGACAUUGAAGGCGCUCUUGCUGUAUCUGUAUACGGACAAGAUCGUCUUCUCCCGACUCAAGUCCCAGGGACCACUCGGAGUUGACGUAGAGGCCCCUAACCAUAACAUGUGGCCUUGCUCACCGAAGUCGAUGUAUCGUUUGGCGUCCAAGGUUCGACUUGACAGUCUUCGUGACCAAGCUUUCUGUGUAAUACGCAGUAGUCUGGAUGCAGGAAAUAUUCUUCAAGAACUUUCUUCUUCAUUGACAUCCAAGUAUCCCGCAAUCCUGCAGAUGCAAGUAGAAGUACUGCUCCAGCACAUCGCGUCUGUCAACGUUAUCCAGAAUAUCCCUGUGCUGGUCAAGAAGAUCGCUGACUCGCGAUUGCCCCAUGGAGCAGACAUCAUCAUUAAUUUGUACCAGAAAUUCCUCCUACAGUACCACCCUUCCGCGCUUGCACUUGCAAAUCCACCGCCUCCGAAUUCUCAGGUUACUACUGACGAUGCCUCGAGAAGCACUCCCAAAAAAGUUAUGAAGAAGAAAAAGUAG